UCUCCUCUCCAGCUGGUGGCAGUAAUGCAGCUGAGCUGCUCUACACACCGACAUUAAACCGUAGAAGAAGAAGCCUGUCAAACACAAGCUCCUCCCAUCCGGCCUGCUGUGAGAUUGCAGUUGUCUACUGUAGAGCUGCUUUGGAAAUAGAGCAAGGAAUGUUCCAAUGUCAGCCGACCAGGAAGCACAAGAAGAUGAACUGCUUGCGCUAGCGAGCAUAUAUGAUGAAGAGGAGUUUCGCCGGGCCGAGUCAGCGAAGGAGGGCGAGAUCCAUCUGUGUCUGGAGCUUCCUCCUCACUUCAAACUGCUAGUCAAGGCACAGAAUUCCACAGAGCAUCAUAUCUCGUUUCUACCUCCGCUGGUUCUGGGUUUUGAAUUCCCGGCUGAUUAUCCUUCAGCUUCGGCUCCGGUUUUUACUAUAAGCUCCAAAUGGCUCACAAGAGUCCAGAUCACUGCGCUUUGCAGGAGAAUGGAUGAGCUUUGGGAGGAGAAUCAAGGCAACGUGGUUCUUUUUACCUGGAUGCAGUUCCUGAAGGAAGAGACUCUGGAAUUCCUGGGAAUACAGUCACCGCUGGAAAUCCAAAGCAUUGAGAGUGAAUCUGGACAAAAACAAGCGGCGGACGUUUCUGGAGAAAAAAAUAAAGCGCAAGAUUUAGACCCAAGAGCCGUGCAAGAAGUCGACGCUCGCGCAGAUAUACUGACUCAGCUGCUGGACUUUGACGAAGCUCAGCAGCAGAAGGUGUUUGAUGGGAAGGUGUUCUGCUGCGGCAUCUGUUACUCGGAGAAGCUCGGAUCCGACUCUCUGCUCUUCAAAGAGUGUCAGCAUGUGUACUGCAAGGCCUGCAUGAAGGAAUACUUUGAGAUCCAGAUUAGAGACGGAAAAGUCCAGUGCCUUAACUGCCCUGAGCCAAAGUGUAUGUCCAUGGCCACUCCUUCACAGGUGAAACUUCUGGUGGGCGAAGAUGAGUUUGCACGCUAUGAUCGUCUCCUGCUGCAGUCGAGUCUGGACCUGAUGGCGGAUGUGAUGUAUUGUCCCCGUAUGAGCUGCUGUAUGGCGGUGAUGGUGGAGCCUGACUCUACGAUGGGCAUCUGUCCUGCCUGCAGAUAUGCCUUCUGUACGCUCUGUAAGCGGAGCUAUCACGGCCUCUCUCACUGCAUAGCGACGGCUGAUGAGCUCCGUAGUUUGCGGGAUGAGUAUAUUUCUGCGAGCGAAGAGGGGAAGAAGUUCCUUGAGAAGCGUUUUGGCAGGCGGGUCAUUCAGAGGGCGGUGGAGGAGUCUUUCAGCACAGAAUGGCUGAAGGAUAACUGUAAACAGUGCCCUUGCUGUGGCACCAACAUACAGAAGGUGCACGGCUGUAAUAAGAUGACCUGUUCGUCGUGUCAGAAGUAUUUCUGCUGGAUGUGUCUGGGAGCUCUCAGCAGGGUGAACCCCUACAGUCACUUCAACAACCCCAACUCGCCCUGCUUUAACCAAUUGUUUCAAGGAAUGGAAAUGGAUGAGGAAGGUUUUGGGAGUGACGAAGAUAACUGAUCCACUAUAAAUUAAAUGCUUAAAGGAUGUUAUCCAGGCAGUGUUUUCAUGCACAUCGAUGGACUACAGAACCAGAUGCUCAAGACCUGACUAGAGCAUCAUGCAUCUAUCCAUAGAAUUUACUUGCCUUUUUAAGCAAAAUAUUUUUUAAUUUACCCUUUUUUUGCAUUUGCAUCCAUGCAAAAGCAUCCCCCUAGCAGAUAUGUGUGCAAAACUACAGAAUAUAUCCUCUAUAUUUAGUUUAUGAAUCCGCUUCCUUUGCUGGAAUUGUCUUUUAAUAAGAUUUCUUGUUUACAUCGGUAUCCUCACCAGUCAUUGUUAAUAAUAUACAUUGCAUCUUUUGGACAAAUGUUGGAUGGUUCAGAAAUGUAGGAUGGAUUUGGCAGUAAAAUAAAUGUUAAAUGAGUUCUUGUGGCAUGCAUACUGUCUUUGGGUGACACGUAAUCAAGGUUGUAUGGUAAAAUGAAUACAUGUAGAAGGACGAGUUU
Onychostoma macrolepis is the source of this 2019-nucleotide messenger RNA. It is a transcript of the gene rnf14, whose product is annotated as ring finger protein 14. Bases 167 to 1531 code for a protein of 454 amino acids. Gene Ontology annotation, biological process: positive regulation of proteasomal ubiquitin-dependent protein catabolic process; ubiquitin-dependent protein catabolic process; protein polyubiquitination. The transcript is spliced from 8 exons. Lineage: Eukaryota; Metazoa; Chordata; Actinopteri; Cypriniformes; Cyprinidae. Gene Ontology annotation, cellular component: cytoplasm; ubiquitin ligase complex. The record is from RefSeq and is a predicted model, not a curated record. Gene Ontology annotation, molecular function: zinc ion binding; ubiquitin conjugating enzyme binding; ubiquitin protein ligase activity.